This is a messenger RNA of Aspergillus affinis, 1107 nucleotides long. It is a transcript of the gene hem13, whose product is annotated as coproporphyrinogen oxidase. Gene Ontology annotation, cellular component: cytoplasm; mitochondrial intermembrane space. NCBI's taxonomy places the organism in Eukaryota, Fungi, Ascomycota, Eurotiomycetes, Eurotiales, Aspergillaceae. The transcript has a single exon. The coding region runs from base 1 to 1107 and encodes 368 amino acids. Gene Ontology annotation, molecular function: coproporphyrinogen oxidase activity. The record is from RefSeq and is a predicted model, not a curated record.
AUGACGGGUGACGUGACCGAACUCGACUCCCCCUCGAUAGUGGAGCUUGACGAGGCUUUGAAGAAGCAGUCGACAAUCAGCGAAACUUCUCCGAUGCGUUUGCGCAUGGAAAAAUUGAUCAAGGAGCAUCAACAAAAGAUUGUCGAGGAGCUCAGCAAGAUUGAUGGCAAGGAAUUCAAGGCGGAUACCUGGACUCGACCCAAUGGAGGAGGCGGUAUUUCAUGCGUCCUCCAGGAUGGCAAUGUUUUCGAGAAAGCCGGCGUCAACGUGUCCAUCGUCUACGGAGAAUUGCCUCGACCAGCCAUUGAAAAGAUGCGUGCCGACCACAAGUCCUUUGUGGGGGCUGACGUGGAUUCGUUGAGUUUCUUCGCUGCCGGCCUCUCUCUCGUUCUGCACCCUCACAACCCUAUGGCCCCUACCGUGCAUCUUAACUAUCGCUACUUUGAGACAUCGGAUCCCAAGGAUCCCAUCAACGGCGACAAGAAUUGGUGGUUUGGCGGCGGCACAGAUCUGACUCCAUCCUACCUAUUCCCUGAAGAUGCCAAACAUUUCCACCAGAUCAUCAAGGACGCCUGCGAUAGGCAUGAUGCAACUUAUUAUCCGAAGUUCAAGGCCUGGUGCGACAAGUACUUUUACUUGCCCCAUCGCCGGGAGGCGCGUGGCGUUGGAGGAAUCUUCUUCGACGAUCUUGACGCCAACUUCUUAGAAUCCUCCUCAAGCUCCUCUCAGAACCCCCAGGAGACCCUCUUUUCCUUCGUUUCAGAUGGACUCGCCUCUUUCCUCCCCUCCUAUGUCCCCAUCAUUGAACGCCGAAAGGACAUGCCCUUCACCCCCGAGCAAAAGGAAUGGCAGCAACUCCGACGGGGUCGCUACGUGGAGUUCAACCUGGUUUAUGACCGUGGUACUAGCUUUGGUUUGCGUACGCCAAAUGCUCGUGUUGAGAGCAUCCUCAUGAGCCUUCCGCGCACGGCAUCCUGGGCCUACAUGGAUCCGGUAUCGGGAACCCGAACGGAGGCAUCUGGUGAUGACGAGGAACAACUGGGUGAGGAAAAGCACAAAGAGAAGGAGAUCAUAGAUGUUUUGAGACACCCCAGACAGUGGGUAUGA